AUGGCAACCGAAGAAAAUGACGAAAUCGAAGUUGAUAUGAGUGCUGAGAACAAUAUUACCGGUAUCAACAGUGGUAAUGUGGUCGAAAGCGAACAACAAAGUCAGUCUUAUUCAUCGAAACAACAUGCGGAGAUGCUGUUGAAGUUAAGAAGGGAGAAAAGAACCCGUAAAAUGAAGGCAACUAAGCUUAAACAUCAAUUACAAAAAUUAUGCAGUGUAAAGGACGGAAAUAUAGACACUGCUCAAAUCGAAAAUUGCGUAAGUGAAUUGAGGGAAAUUUUAGAGGAAACACAGCUUGUAAUGGACGAAAUGAGUAGCUUGUAUUUACAGAUGAAUGAUAUGAAACUGCACAAAGAAAUUAUGCAAGAAUCAGAUAACUUAGAGCUAGAAAUACAGCAGACUAUAGACAGUGCACAAAAGAUGUUAAUUGCCUCACCCUAAGUAUUAGAAAAAGACAACCCAGUCGACACCGAACCAGUUUUGCUCACAGGGGGAAAUGAUUUAUCGUCCGAAUCGAAUAACAAUUUGCAAACAGAAGUACAGACCCCUAGUCACCAGGACCCAACCCCUAGUUCCCAGGCCCCAAUUCCACCUGGUACCCAGACUACGACCCUUCCUUAUCAGAGCCCUAGUUACCAGACCCCAAUUCCACCUGGUACCCAGACUACGACCCUCCCUUAUCAGAGCCCUAGUUACCAGACCACAAUUCCACCUGGUACCCACACUACGACCCUUCCUUAUCAGAGCCCUAGUUCCCAAACCCCAAUUCCACCUGGUACCCAGACUACGACCCUUCCUUAUCACAGCCCUAGUUACCAGACCCCAAUUCCACCUGGUACCCAGAAGACGACCCUUCCUUAUCAGAGCCCUAGUUACCAGACCCCAAUUCCACCUGGUACCCAGACUACGACCCUUUCUUAUGAGAGCCCUAGUUACCACCGCCCAAUUCCACUUGGCACCCAGACUACGACCCUUCCUUACCCAAUUUCACCCCAAAUGCAAGGGGGUAAAUCAGCAAUUAAUCGUCACCUAAAAGCUUUGCGCGUUCCUGUUUUUGGUGGUACCAAGGCCAAAUUUGAAGAACUUUGGAGCCUGUUUCUGAGUUUAGUAGAUGCUUCAAAUGAACCCAUCAAUCUCAAAAUGGCAAGAUUACAGCAAAGUUUAACCGCCCGAGCCCAUGAUGCAAUUCGAGGUCUAGGGGUAUCAGAACCUGAAUACACAGAAGCGAAAGAAAUUCUUAAGACAAAGUUUGGUGGGCAACGUCGGCAACUGAAGGCCCAUUUACACGGUACGAUUAGUUGUUUACGAUUCUUACUCUGGCGUAUGUGAUCGAAUAAACACGCGUACAAACGUCACAUUUCAAAUUUCGCCAUCAGCGAAUGAGCAAUAACGUGGCAUUAGCACUCGUUUUCAUUCGUCAGAAUGACAAUCGUAUACAACUAAUCGUAUCGUGUAAAUGGGCCUUAAGAGCUUACAUGGAUGAGUUAGACAGUAUACCAGCACUGCGUUAUAAUGAUGUGGACAAUUUUGAAAGGUUUGCUGAUUUAGUGAGAGUAGCGGUUGUGAAGCUGAAAGCAGAAAACCGACAAGCAGAGCUUGGAGAGGGAACAUUGCACAGUCAACUCGUACGGAAGUUACAUGAUCGACAUUUAGAGUGUUACAGUCGUUGGUUAAACGUUCAUAACAAAGAACCUGCAGUUACUAGUUUGUGUGACUGGUUAAAAGAAGAAGUGGCAAUCAAGAUUGAAGCAAAAGAAAUGGCUCAUGGUUUGGAUGAGAAACUGUUACCUGAGCGACGACUCCCGAGAGGAAAACCUGAUGAAGGUCGCCCAAGGUCAUACUUUACUGGAAAAGAAGUGAACGACCGCUUUCAAAACCGUAUAGAAAAACGAGAAGAGAGAACCAAGCCACCCUGCGUUUUCUGUGGUCAGGGUAACCAUGGGAUAUGGAAUUGCAACCAAUUUAAACAGAAAACAGUCGGAGAACGGUGGAAAGUUGCAAAAGAAAAGUAUCUGUGUUUUCGUUGUUUAUCCAAUGAGCAUCGUGGAAAGGAUUGUAGACGGACUCGCCCAUGUGAUGUUGAUGGAUGUCAGCUCACUCACCACCGACUACUUCAUGACACUGCCCAAAGCAGGAAACCCGGUCCUGUACUUCCGGACGAGAGGGCGGAUCCUUCACGGGAGGGGCCAGAGAGUUUGACAAAUCUUACUAUGACAUCGAACCGGUCCAAAUUGCAACCAGAGGCAACCUCAUUGAGAACAGUUCCAGUUUGGGUAAAAGCUAAUGGAAAAAAGGUGAAAGUGAAUGCAGUGUUAGAUGACGCCUCAAAUGAAUCUUUCAUGAAUGAAGAAGUUGCUGGCCUCCUUGGAUUGAGAACUACUUGGCAAACUGUACAAGUACGAGUGUUAAACGAUUCUGUGGAAACCUUCAGGUCAAUGCCGCUGCAGAUCGAUUUAGAGAGUGAUGAUCGCCAGUUCACUAAAACCAUAAAUGUUCAAACCUGUCCUAGAGCAGUUACAGGGAGCUAUCAAGUGGUGGAUUGGAGUCAAUAUCAGUCAAACUGGCCGCAUCUUUCCCAAUGCAAUUUUGCUACGUCAGCCAAAGAUGGGUUUGCUGAUUUACUGAUUGGUGUGGACAACCCUGAUCUGCACUUCUCCAUUGUUGAUUUCCAAGGCCCCUCGGGAGGGCCAGUAGCUCGUCUCGGCCCGCUCGGUUGGACAUGUAUUGGGUCCGCUGCUAAAGAUACCAACCACCAUUCAAGAUCCCAUCUGGCGAGAACACUGCAUACCAAAACGGCAGAUCCGGAGAACAGAUUGACAGAGUGUUGUAACCUUCAAAUCAAAUCAAAUCAAUUUAUUCUGCCACCGAUCAGACCUUGAUCGUACAAUGCGUAACUUCUGGGAAAUCGAAAGUACUGGUACCGACAAAGUUUGUGCAAAAGUUAUGACCGAAGAUGAGAAAUUAGCCCUUGGAAAGGUCGAGAGCUCGUUGCAAACACUGGAUUACAGAUACCAAGUUGGUGUACCUUGGCGAAGUGAUCGACCAGAGUUGCCGAGCAACCGUCAGAUGGCACAAUCUCGCUUGGUCUCCACCGAAAGAAAUCUGCGAAAGAAUCCCAUCGUGGCUAACGAAUAUCAGAAAACAU
This is a messenger RNA of Paramuricea clavata, 3145 nucleotides long. NCBI's taxonomy places the organism in Eukaryota, Metazoa, Cnidaria, Anthozoa, Malacalcyonacea, Plexauridae. The record is from the annotation of a GenBank genome assembly.